AACUUUUAUCAAUUCUCUUUAUCUCCGAAAGCUUCAGAGUUAGUUUCUUCGUCUAUCAAUGGCGUUCAAAAAACUUGUAGCUCAACGUCUUUUCGAUUCAUACAAAAUUAGUCGUCCUUCCCUAUCAACAUGCCGUAUUUGUUCCUCAACCAUGACCAAAUCGAUGGCUUCUCCUAAUCCUGAAAGGAUAGCCCCAGAUCCCGGCGAGGGUGCUUUUUUCCGUCGAUCUCUCCACCGAAGCUCUUUGUUCCAAUCAUUAGCAACCUCGUCGGAGCUCCGGUCUUUUCCCAUCGGUGAAAAGCUCCGUCAGGAAUUGAGAGGGAUGGACAUUGGUAGAGAUAGGAUAAGACUGGAUGCACUCAUCUCACCGCCGCAACAAAAAUUGUUGCCGGAGAUUGAGUCAGAAGCCGAGGAGGAGAAAUUCACGGUGGCGGAUGCAAAGAAGGUUAUGAGAUUGGCACAACUGGAGGUGGUGAAAUCGAGGCUGAGGCAGAUGGAGAAUGACUGGAUUUCUUUUCCGGAAUUUUUUCAGAUCUGCAAUGGCGCUUCUUCAAACUCCGAUCAAGCCAUAGAAUUCGCAAAGAUGCUCGAUCAAUCAGGAAUUGUACUUGUUUUGGGAAACGUCGUAUUCCUUAAGCCUGAUAAGGUGGUGAAAGCCAUGGAAGGCUUAAUGCCAAGGCCUUUGGCUCAGCCAAAUGACCCACAAAUGAUGAAAGAGUUUCAACAAAUGGAUGAGAAGAAAUCAGCUAUUGACAAAAAGGCAGAAUCCUUGGUGCAAAGGGAGUUAUGGUGUGGGCUAGGAUUCUUUGUGAUUCAGACUGCAGCUUUCAUGAGGCUCACUUUCUGGGAGCUAACAUGGGAUGUAAUGGAGCCAAUUUGCUUCUAUGUUACAUCCUUUUACUGCAUGGCUGGUUAUGCUUUCUUCCUUAGGACAUCCAAAGAGCCUACUUAUGAAGGAUUCUUCCACAGCCGCUUUAGCGCAAAACAAAAGAAGCUCAUGAAGAUUCACAAUUUUGAUCUUCAGAGGUACAAUAAACUCCGCAAAGCUUGUGAUCCGCACUCGUCCAUACCCACUGGAAAUACUUUAACACUUCACUCAACACCCAUGAUGUCCACAACAUAGAAUGUGGCGAUUUUACAUGAAACAUGUUGUGGUUGAGAUGGAUUUUGUUUAGGAAUACUGGGAACCUAAAGUUGGAAAGGACAGAUGAUAUACUUUGCUUCGUUUUUUUUUUUUCUUUUUACUUGUUUUACUUUUAAGUUAGUGUCGAAUGGAUACAGGGGAUACUUCGAGCUGAUCCCAAUUGAUGUGGGACUGAGGCGGCGUUGUUGUUGUUUACUAUUACUUUGGACCUAGACUAACUUUGAGUUUUUCUAUGUCACGGCUAAUGUAUUUUAAGUGAAGAGGGCUCUAAAAAAUUAUAGAAAUUUCAAACUUGGUUUGCUCA
Molecule: messenger RNA, 1448 nt
Organism: Solanum lycopersicum (tomato)
Lineage: Eukaryota; Viridiplantae; Streptophyta; Magnoliopsida; Solanales; Solanaceae
Product: calcium uniporter protein, mitochondrial-like
Biological process (GO): calcium import into the mitochondrion; mitochondrial calcium ion homeostasis
Cellular component (GO): uniplex complex; mitochondrial inner membrane
Molecular function (GO): uniporter activity; calcium channel activity
Source: RefSeq, marked validated